CAGAUGCUUAACCGACUGAGCCACCCAGGCGCCCCAUAGGUGCUUGAAUAUUGACAGAUGAACCCAAGAUUAAGGUUUCCCCUGCUAGCUGGAAUGAAAGAAUGGAAAAGAGGCAUCAAGAACACAGGCAAGAAUGUGGCUGAAAUGAUGGAAUGCAGAAUCUAAGCCACAUGGGUUCGAAAGACAAGCUAGAAAAAGGUCAGAGGGACAAAUGGAGGGGUUGCAGUUCUCCAUGAAACAAGAAGUCUGGAGGGAAUGACAGAGGACAAGAGAUUGUGGUCUCUUGCUAGAGGGGUUACCUGGAUAUAAGACUGUGCAUGAGCAAGGUGAGAGCAUGGCACACAGGGAGAGAACAGGAGAAGAAUGAGAUUUGCUGUCUUACAAAAACAAUUCCAACAACAGAUUAUGCAGUAGGCUACUGGUAAAUUCCUACUUAUGAACAGCCUGCUGAUCCUGCUGGCAGGGUAAUUACAAAGUUUGUUGGAAGCUAGAUCUACAUUCUCACACUAGCAAGAUGAGUUGUCCAGGGCAUACUGUGGUCAGGAAGUCCCCCCACCCCCAGCCCUGCCCAUCUGCUCCUCUGGACAGGUGGCUUGGUGGCAGCUCUGUCCUCAUGUCCAGUGGGUAAACCAGUUCAUUUGAAAUGUGUAUUAAGCUGCCUACUUUAUACAAAAACACUGCUAAGUCCUGAGGAUAUCAAGAUGGAUAAAUUACAGUCUUCCUAGGAGUAGUUAGUAAUUAGCAAGAACGACAGACACAUAAGUAAAAUAACAGUACAGUGAGAUAAAGUGCUAUAAACAAAGACUGGAAGAUGUAAAGGCAGGCUUUAUAGAAGAGGCAUUUGCACUGUUCAAGAGGAGUCUCCAGGCACAUAAAUAGGGAACGACAGACUGGGCUGUCUAGGCCGAAGGAAUCGUAUGAGGCUUGCAGGCUUGAGAGAACAUGACAUUCAAGAUUCUAAUUUGAAUCCAGAAUAGGGUUCCAAAAGGGUAAUGUACCUGGAGAAGUAAUAAAGAUCCAGGUCUGACAGGCCUCAUAUACCAAGCCUUUGGAGUUUCUCCUGUGUACUCAUGGUCAAAUUUUGAUCAAAAUGGUCAAAGUCCAGGCCUGUUAAAAAACCAUGAUGCCUAGUCACCUCCUGAUUUUGUGGACCCAGAGCUCCUUGUUUUUAAUAAGCUUCUAGCCGAAUGUGAUACACACCAAGAUUUGAGAACCACUGUUGCAGGGAAUAGUAUAUACAGUGUGUAGAGGUAUGAGUCUUCACAGCAGCAGAGUGGAAAAUGGACCCAAGAGGGGAGGUGCCCAGGAGACUAGCAAGGUGGUUGUCGUGGUAGUUUAGGUCAGAGAGGAUGGGAUCUGAACCAAGGUAGCCAUGGAGGGCAAGUAUUUGGAAGAUAUUGAGGAAAUAAGCAGCAGGGGGGCUUGACAGCAUUGAUCUGAGGAGGCUGGUGAUUGGGAUGGGAGAGUGAGAAACAGUCCCAGGUCUCUGGCUUCUCUAAGUUACUUUUUCUAAUUACAAAAUUCACUGAUUUAGCUAAAAACUCAAUCUCCUACUUCCUAGAACCUCACCUCCUCCUCCUGCAGAGAGGAGGGCUAGGUCAGAGAGGGUAGAAGAGGGUAAAUGGAGGACUUUUCAGGUCAGAAGCCACUUAGGAUAUUUUCCCCUGUACUAGAUACGUCUUUCCGCGGGGAAAGGGAACCUUAAGUCUGCAUCCUUAAAUGUUGCCCCCCGCUGGCCAAAAGGAAGUCACUGCCCCUGGGUCUGAUCUUCAAAAUUCCCCUAAUGGCAGACGCCCUCGAAGUAGCGGAGACAGGCAAAGGUAAACUUUUCCAGAAUAACCUUCAAUACGAAAUUAAGCUCGAACGUACACAGAUAAAUACGAACAAAAACAAAGAAAGAGUCGAACGUAUGCCCAGAUUCUUUACCUGCAAGUAACAAUAACCCUGUCAGGCUGCCCAACUCACCAGAUAAAAGGGGCGACACCCUGUCUCUUCUGCCUGCCUCCGCACCAGACCUGGCUCGGGCUUGCCUAAGUUCGAAUAUGGGAUGGUCGUUAUAUGGCCAGGGAGGCCUCCGGUGCAGCCCCGGGAAAAUAUUUUUAUUCAUAUAUUUUUCGGCGGGAGACCAUUCGUGACGGAUUGGGAGAGCAGUGAGGAGAGAUCCAGACUCCAGGAACCUUGCACGGACCGUGCCAGAGCUGUCCUAGCACAGUGACGCCCAAAGUCUCACUCCCCCGCCCCCCACCGCCCCGCCCGGGUUGGGGCCACCGACCGCCUCUCGGAGCUCGCCCUCUGCAGUUGGGGGCGAGUCCGAUUGGUUCAGCCAGCAAUGCUCCGGGCGUCCGCUAGGUGUGAGCCCAGCCACCAACCCGGCUCCGUCUCCGGGACAGUCACUGGACGCGGGCGGCGGACGCGGCUCCCGGGCUUCCGCCCGGGCCCCAAGUCUCCCCGGGGACGGGCGGGAGGCCCAGCAGCGACUCUUACCCCGAAGGGGCGUCCACGGCCGCGCAGCCUGGCCUCAGCUGUAGCCCCUGUCCGAGAAACCGUCGGCCGAGCAGCGCCACGGCCGCAGUGGUGGGGGCGUGGUCCCCUCUCCGCUCCAAGCUAGGAGCUUUCCGCCGGGCUGAGGCCCCUGAGGGAGAGACGGAAGUGGUUCCACUGGCUUAAGGAUGACAGUCCUAGGGCAGCCACGGAGUUGGAGCUGCCAGUGGUUGCCAGUCCUGAUACUGCUGCUGGGCUCAGGUUAUGAGCCAGGGGUGGAAGGUGUGACACACUACAAGGCCGGUGACCCCGUCAUUCUCUACGUCAACAAAGUGGGACCCUACCACAACCCUCAGGAGACUUACCACUACUAUCAGCUUCCGGUCUGCUGCCCUGAGAAGAUCCGUCACAAAAGCCUUAGCCUGGGUGAAGUGCUGGAUGGGGACCGAAUGGCCGAGUCUUUGUACGAGAUACGCUUUCGGGAGAAUGUGGAGAAGAGAAUUCUGUGCCACAUGCAGCUCAAUUCUGCACAGGUGGAACAACUUCGCCAGGCCAUUGAGGAACUGUACUACUUCGAAUUUGUAGUGGACGACUUGCCAAUCCGUGGCUUUGUGGGCUACAUGGAGGAGAGUGGCUUCCUGCCUCACAGCCACAAAAUAGGGCUCUGGACCCAUUUGGACUUCCAUCUAGAAUUCCAUGGAGAUCGAAUUAUAUUUGCCAAUGUCUCAGUGCGGGACGUCAAGCCCCACAGCUUAGAUGGGUUACGACCCGAUGAGUUCCUAGGCCUCACCCACACGUACAGUGUGCGUUGGUCUGAGACUUCAGUGGAACGUCGGAGUGACAGGCGCCGUGGUGAUGAUGGUGGUUUCUUUCCCAGAACACUGGAAAUCCACUGGUUGUCCAUCAUCAAUUCCAUGGUGCUUGUGUUUUUACUGGUGGGUUUUGUGGCUGUCAUUCUCAUGCGUGUGCUUCGAAACGACCUGGCUCGAUACAACUUGGAUGAGGAGACUACAUCUGCAGGUUCUGGUGAUGACUUUGACCAAGGUGACAAUGGCUGGAAAAUUAUCCAUACAGACGUCUUCCGCUUCCCUCCAUACCGUGGUCUGCUCUGUGCUGUGCUUGGUGUGGGUGCCCAGUUCCUGGCCCUUGGCACUGGCAUUAUUGUCAUGGCGCUGCUGGGCAUGUUCAAUGUGCACCGUCAUGGGGCCAUUAACUCGGCAGCCAUCUUGUUGUAUGCCCUGACCUGCUGCAUCUCUGGCUACGUGUCCAGCCACUUCUACCGGCAGAUUGGAGGCGAGCGUUGGGUGUGGAACAUCAUUCUUACCACCAGCCUCUUCUCUGUGCCUUUCUUCCUGACGUGGAGUGUGGUGAACUCCGUGCAUUGGGCUAAUGGUUCGACACAGGCUCUGCCAGCCACCACCAUACUGCUGCUGCUGACAGUUUGGCUGCUGGUGGGCUUUCCCCUCACGGUCAUCGGAGGCAUCUUCGGGAAGAACAAUGCUAGCCCCUUUGACGCACCUUGUCGCACCAAGAACAUCGCCCGGGAAAUCCCACCCCAGCCAUGGUACAAAUCUACACUCAUCCACAUGACUGUUGGAGGCUUCCUGCCUUUCAGUGCCAUCUCUGUGGAGCUCUACUACAUCUUUGCCACAGUCUGGGGUCGGGAACAGUACACUCUGUAUGGCAUCCUCUUCUUUGUCUUCGCCAUCCUGCUGAGCGUGGGGGCAUGCAUCUCCAUUGCGCUCACCUACUUCCAGUUGUCUGGGGAGGAUUACCGCUGGUGGUGGCGAUCUGUGCUGAGUGUUGGCUCCACUGGGCUCUUCAUCUUCCUCUACUCCGUUUUCUACUAUGCCCGGCGCUCCAACAUGUCAGGGGCGGUACAGACAGUAGAGUUUUUUGGCUACUCCUUACUCACUGGUUAUGUCUUCUUCCUCAUGCUAGGCACCAUCUCCUUUUUUUCUUCCCUAAAGUUCAUCCGUUAUAUCUAUGUUAACCUCAAGAUGGACUGAGUUUUGAGUGACAAAAUUAUUGCUCUUCUCCCAUUCUUCACGUCAAGAGGCCCACUGAUCUUUCUUACCAACGUCUCUUCUAAUUGACUGAAUUGUGUGAUGGCAUUGUUGCCUUCCCCUUUGCCCUUUGGGCCUCCUUUCCCCCGGAGAGCCUGAAAAUUACAAAUCUCUAUUAUAUAAGGAGUAUAUAUUUGAACUUUUUAAGUUGCCUUUAGUUUUCGUCCUGAUUUUUCUUUUUACAAUUAUCAAAAUAAAAUUUAUUAAGAAAAAGGAUCCUGUAGUUGGGGGGUUGGUCUGGAAAUAGGAACUCAAGCCGUGCCGUUAGGGGCACUGUCCCUUAGGAAGCCGGGUCGGCCGC
Messenger RNA from Enhydra lutris kenyoni (northern sea otter), 4848 nucleotides. RefSeq names its product transmembrane 9 superfamily member 1. The record is from RefSeq and is a predicted model, not a curated record. NCBI's taxonomy places the organism in Eukaryota, Metazoa, Chordata, Mammalia, Carnivora, Mustelidae. Gene Ontology annotation, cellular component: membrane. Gene Ontology annotation, biological process: protein localization to membrane. The transcript has 6 exons. The coding region runs from base 2670 to 4490 and encodes 606 amino acids.